CUUUAAGUACAUUGAGAUUAGAGGAACGUUAGGAAGAAACUAUUGAUUAGUCAGCAGCAUCAUAACCCAUAAUUAAAACCUCCUUAAUUAAGCUAGAGCUAAUAAUUAACCUCACUAAAAAUAUUCAAUGCUUCUCUUUGUUCAUGGCCUCUAUAAAACCAUUUUCCUCGCAGAAGAAAUGAAAAAGGUUAGAGACAAAAUAAAAACCCAAAUAAUUUCAAAAUAUUUGUUUAGAUAAUAUUUUGAUCGGAUGGGGUUCUUACACAAGCUGUGGGAUGACACGGUGGCCGGACCAACUCCGGAAAAUGGUCUGGGGAAAUUGAGAAAGCAUGUUUCGUUAGCCACUGUCCAACCUCCUCCUCUCUCCACCGAUCAAGUCACAAGAAGCAUAGUCGUUACCAAGGGGAAUAACAAUGUUCGUGGGCUCCGGAAAUUGAAGAUGGGUCUGGGUCGUGCUCCGGAUUCUCCGACCGGGUCAAGUAGCACGCCGGGAUCGCCUCUAACCCCUGGAACACCAUGUGAUCACUUUGGACCAUUCAGCGCAGAUAAAAUCCCAUCCGCCGGUGAAGUUGAUGCCUCAAGUCUCACUACUUAUGAAUGGAUUGUGAUAAACGCAUUGGACCGUUGAAAACGACGAGAAAGAGAGAAAAUCUCUAUGGGUUUUUGUUUGUAAAUAUUAAUCACCUAUGCAUGUAAUUAUGUAAAUAUUUACUGAUAUGGUAACUGUUAAAUAAUGUCUAUUUUUUAACAAUGAUUUAGUAUUAUAUAUAACAAAACAUAAAAUUAUUACAUAAAAGUCAAAAGACAAAUACCUGGACCAAGUUUACCAUUACAAAACUACAAUACAAGACACUUACUACUCCCUCAGACAAACAACAUGUCUAGUAGAACCCAAACCAAACUCCCUUUUAUUUCAAUUUUUAUUGCUUGGCCUAACAAGCCAAGUAAUAAGACUCAUAGGUUACAAACCAAGAAGCAUACAUA
This is a messenger RNA of Brassica rapa (field mustard), 984 nucleotides long. Its product is annotated as dormancy-associated protein homolog 4. Lineage: Eukaryota; Viridiplantae; Streptophyta; Magnoliopsida; Brassicales; Brassicaceae. The record is from RefSeq and is a predicted model, not a curated record.